AUGUCCACUUCAAAGCCUUUUCCGGUUCCAGAUCCAACAGCUUCUUAUUGGCAUUCCGAGAACGAUACCUUUGUUCACACUCGCACAACUAAUGAUCUCCCUUCAGAAACAGAUGUGCUUAUUGUUGGUGCAGGGUAUGCCGGGGCGGCGUCCGCAUACUGGCUUUACAAACAAUGUCACACAUGUCCUCUGAAAGUUUUGAUGCUAGAAGCUAGAACAGUGUGUUCAGGAGCUACAGGAAGAAAUGGAGGACAUCUAAAACCCGACUACUACCGCGAAUAUCUUAAAUUUGAGAGACUUUAUGGACAGAAGGGCGCAGCAGACAUUGGGAACUUUGAGCAUGAGCAUAUAUCUGAGAUAAAGAACGUGGUAGAAGAUCUCCAAAUUGAUUGUGAUUUGGUUCUCACGAGAGCAUGUAAUGUCCACCUUACCGAGGGUGCAGUGGAUGGAUGUAUCAAAGCAAUGGAUGCUCUAAAAAAUAAUCCAUACUCCAAUGUACUGGACGACAUUCAAAUUCUUGAAGGAAACAAUGCAAGAGUGGUUUCUCAAUUUCCAAAGUCACCGCUUGCACUAACAUUUACUGCAGGACACCUAUGGCCAUACAAAUUUGUGAAGGGUUUGCUUCAGUUUUGUCUAGAAAGAGGUCUCAACCUGCAAACAAAUACUUGUGUUGACUACAUUGAGACUCUUGGAGAUGGCUCUUAUCUGAUAAGAACGGCAAGAGGCAAUGUCAAAACAAAAAAAGUUAUCUUAGCAACAAAUGCCUACACAUCGGCUAUAGCUCCAGAAUUUGAUGACAAAAUUGUUCCCGUCAAGGGCACAUGCUCUCACAUCAAGUUCACUGCAGACAACAAGUAUACUCCAUAUUUGAACUAUACUUACGGAAUUUGUCGAGACUUUUCUGAGCACGAAUACUUAAUCAAUAGGUCUGAUGGUUCUAUCGUUGUAGGUGGAGCUAAACCAUUCUAUCUUAAAGAUAAGGAGUCCUGGUAUAAGAAUGUCGAUGAUGCCAGUCUUUUCAAAGCGGAUAUAGAAAGAUGGUACAGUACUUUCAUGCAAGAUAACUUUAGCAGUUGGAAGGGAACUAAAACGGAAGUGGACUACUUAUGGACCGGAAUUCUAGGUUACUCUGUUGAUGCUCUUCCAUGGGUUGGAGAAAUGCCAAAUCAAAAAAAUAAGUACGUCUUGGCAGGCUUUCAUGGACAUGGUAUGCCACGGGUAUUCUUGUCUGCUAAAGCAAUAUCGGAAAUGAUUUUGAGGGGAGUGGCAGUCGAGGACACAGGCUUGCCCCAGCCGUUUAUACUGACUGAGGAUCGUCUAAAACAGACCAGAAACAAUAUUCUACAAGAGACAGGAUAUCACAAGUAUCAGACUAAACUCUAA
This is a messenger RNA of Ogataea parapolymorpha DL-1, 1383 nucleotides long. RefSeq lists its product as uncharacterized. The record is from RefSeq and is a predicted model, not a curated record. The coding region runs from base 1 to 1383 and encodes 460 amino acids. NCBI's taxonomy places the organism in Eukaryota, Fungi, Ascomycota, Pichiomycetes, Pichiales, Pichiaceae. Gene Ontology annotation, cellular component: cytoplasm. Gene Ontology annotation, molecular function: oxidoreductase activity. The transcript has a single exon.